Messenger RNA from Actinia tenebrosa (Australian red waratah sea anemone), 864 nucleotides. Its product is annotated as shugoshin 1-like. Lineage: Eukaryota; Metazoa; Cnidaria; Anthozoa; Actiniaria; Actiniidae. The record is from RefSeq and is a predicted model, not a curated record.
CAUUGCGAACGGCAGUUUUAUAUUGAGAGAAUUGGAAAAGAAGUUGAACAGAAAGUGAAGUGCCAAUUCAAAGCUGUCGAAGAUUGCCUCCAAGCAACCAUUUAUAAUUUAUUGGAAAGUUCCAAACUUAUCUCUUCUGCGAUCGAUAUGGUUUCCAUGCCAACAAACACAACAACCUUCACGCCAGCAUCCUGUCCAAUCCCUAUGCACUCCUGUGACACUACCCCUCCCCCUGACGAACCUGACUUCAUGGAGGUCACAACUGCUGAGCUUGUUCCCAUGGAGACCACAGCAACAGAACUGGGGAACAUCGUUACGAUAUUUUCUAAGGAAACAAACCUUGAUUCCAGUCAUUUACAAGGUGUUAACCGCAUUUCGGUAGCAGAUAUAACAGCCCUGGUUCCUAAUAGCGACCAAGAGGUUUUCAGCGAUGGAGUGGAUGAUACUAGCGAGACUUCAGAUGAUUCUCAGACAGAGUCAUUACUGGAAAAGCCCUUGCGCAGUAAAAGGAGGUCCAGCACCAAUGUGUCGUACGCGAUGCCGAGUCUUCGAAGCAAACUUCGUAGAGGGGAUCCGUUUACCGAUCCAUUCUUCCAGGGAACAUUCUGUUUAACCAAGUCAAAGAGAAAAGGCUCUAGAAUGUCUACUGGCUGUAUCCAAAAGAAGCCUCGUCAUGCGCUGACAAACUUGACGAACAUAAUAACAGAGGAACAAGAGGCAUAACCAUAUUGUAUGCUGGGCCCAAAUUAGACCAGCUGUACUUAUCAAGCUGGAAAGUAUUUGCAGACAGUGAUCGUCGAUAUAAUUUUCAGUGAAUUGGUUAAUGAAUAUUAACUGUGUAUACCUUGAUACUUUUUCCCAUUC